Molecule: messenger RNA, 2490 nt
Organism: Ornithodoros turicata
Lineage: Eukaryota; Metazoa; Arthropoda; Arachnida; Ixodida; Argasidae
Exons: 5
Coding region: 16-639 (207 amino acids)
Source: RefSeq, a predicted model, not a curated record
CAAGAAAGGGACAGCAUGCCAACCGAAGAUUCCGAUCAAGGGUACAUGGGUGCUACAGGAGGCCAACCAUUAUCUUUUGAUGAGGUGAAAAGGACCGGUGCACAGACAUAUCAAGUAUCGCACCUGUGCACCAACUGUGCUGCAAUGCAUGCAGAAAACAACGCGCUGCGACUACGGGUGGCAAAGCUGGAGCGUCAAAAUGGUGUGCUUCAGAAGAAACCGGCAAGCAUGGACUGUCAAAAGCCCAUUUUUUGGCAAUCCUCACCACAGUUAUCCCAGUCAUUCCCACACCACGAUCAACCUUUUCGUAUCCCUGGCUCUUCAUGGCCCUGGUUCUUCAUGGUUCUCAUGAAGCUCAGGCUGCACACACCGUUCCAGGACCUAGCAUAUCGCUUCCAUGUUACACCCAAGACUUUACGGAAGGCUUUCGAUGUAUGGCUGAGACACCCCUCACAGAUAGCAAAAGAGCUAGUGGCUUUCCCCCGGAAGUUGCGAGAAGCUGGGUCGCGGAUAAAGACACUCUCCACUUUCCAAGGCUGCGAUGCAUCAUCGAUUGCAGUGAAGUGUGUAUUGCAAGACCAACAAACUUGGAGACGCAGUAGGAAACCUGGAGCAAUUACAAGCAACAUUGCACGUUGAAAUACCUGGUAUUUGUGAACCCCCUCGAAGCAGUAUGUUUCAUAUCACACGCCUGUGGAGGGAGGAUUUCGGACCGGCAACUGGUUCUGCGGAGUGGGCUGUUAGACUUGCUACAAGAAGGAGAUCAAGUUCUUGCCGACAGGGGAUUCCUCCUCCAUGAGGAGUUCUUCUCACGGAACAUACAGCUUGUUAGAUCAAGCUUCACACGGGGAAUGAAACAACUUCCACAUGAGCUGGUGUGCCGAUCCAGAAGAGUGUCAUCCUCAAGAAGAACUGUGGAACGUGCAAUUGGACACAUCAAGAAGUCGAGGGUGAUGACUGGUACAUUGCCGCACUUCUUGCGCAAGGAUUAUAGUAAUAACCUUACUGUUGUUGCUGACCUGACCAAUAUGAUGACACCAUGGGUGAAGGUAUGACCAACUGGGUUUUGCCCUGUUUCUCACCGGUCUUCAAGGCCACCUCACCACGUCCCUAUGUCGCCUGGCUAGGUCGCACGCCAAUUGCACCCUACCGUACGACGAAUGUAUCCCACGAUCUGCUAUUCCAUGGCGUGAGGAAAUGCCCAAUAUCUCGUUGCACAUCCCAGGGCUAAGAAAGAAGGGCGAAUCCAGCUCACUGGAAACCAAUGCGGCUGCCGAGGUCCUAAUUAGUGACACUUUUCACGCUCACACUCUGGUGUUCACAGACGGCUCCGUUGACGCAGAGUGUAGGAGCGCUACUUCCUCCUAUUAUAUACCAUCGUUAAAUGUGACAUGGCAAGGAAAAUCAGCUCGAUACCCAACAUGCUCUACGACGGCUCAACUUCUGGCAAUAUUACAUGCAGCAGACGCGGUACAGGUCAGGGGAAUCACCAAGGCUGUGAUCCUCACGGACUCGCGUAGCGCUCUCCAAAUGGUGAUGAACCCCACAUGCAAUAGCAUUCUAGCAAGGUGUAUCAGAACGUCAUGUGCCCAACACAGGACGAUCGGUGGAGACAUCUCCCUGCAAUGGAUCCCCUCCCACGUCGGCAAUAGUGGCAACGAAAAAGCGGACCAACUUUCUUCUGCUCCACACCACAGCACUAGCACUAGUUUGCCAACCCUGGGAGACAGCGACAGAAAAUUGGUCAUCAAUGAGAUAGUUCUUAUGCAGCACCCUGGGCUCCGGGACAUCCUGGAAAAUCAUCGACAUGAUCUCCCACUGAAAGGACUUUCCCGAAGUGCACAAACCCUGCUCUUCAAGUUGCGAACAAGAAGCGCUUUCUCUAAAUCACAACUAUUAAUGAUUGGCUCUCUAGACAACGCAAACUGCAUUGUCAGCAAAUUGAAACUAUCGAGCAUAUCCUACUGCAUUGCGGUGCAUAUGCUGCGGUGCGGGAGAAAUGCCUUGGCGAUUGCAGGACUUGUACGGUCGAUGACAUCCCACAUCCCAGAGGCGCUUUGGAAAAGAUACUCCAAAAUUCGCAGCCUCGUCUGCUUUCUCCAGGAAUCCGGCCGCGCUCAAAGGCAAUGAGCACUGCUCGGACUUCUCAUCAACUCUGGCAGUGCCUGCCUUAGAUCGUAGCCUGGCCAACCACGGCGAGCAGUUUUCACCUUCACCACCACCACCACCACCAUGCUUUAGAUCGUAACUUUCGGCCGUCAUCAUUCCAUCUCUGUUAUCACAUCAUCUCAUCUCAUCCUGGCUACAGUCGUGACGCAGCCCACAUUCGUGAGACCAACAACGGCAAGCCGGUUUAUGCCACCACCACCACCACCCACCCUAUUUCUGUUGUUGGCCUUACUUAAAUGGGCAAUGUCAGGGCGCUACACGGCGUCAGUCAUUGCAUUGCCCACACUAGUAAAGGCGAACAGUAGCAAGCCCCUUGGUAGA